Molecule: messenger RNA, 2217 nt
Organism: Acaromyces ingoldii
Lineage: Eukaryota; Fungi; Basidiomycota; Exobasidiomycetes; Exobasidiales; Cryptobasidiaceae
Exons: 1
Coding region: 1-1965 (654 amino acids)
Source: RefSeq, a predicted model, not a curated record
AUGUACCAGCAGCCGUGCUACUCGCGUGCGGCCGGGGGCGAGCCGGGGGAUGGGACAGGGGGGCUAGGAGGGGGGUUAGGAGGAGGGUUAGGAGGCGAGGAGGACGACGAAUACGAGGAGAGGGACCUGUACGGCAGCCCGCGGCCGGCCUUUGUCCACCAGUCGUCGCGGCCGCAAUCGAGGGCGUCGUACGGGCGAGGCGCACAGCCGGCAUACCCACCACCGAGGACGUCGUUCAGCUCGCCGCCGCCGCUCCGGUCCAACAACUCGUUCGAGGUCGGGUCCGUGUACAGCAGCGAGCGCUUCUCGGCCCCGCCCGACUACCCGCCCUACCAGCACCAAACACCGCAGCCACAGCAUCCGCAUCCGCAUCCGCAUCCACAUCCACACCAACCGUACGGCUACGGCUAUGCCUCGUCGCCGCGCCAGUCGCUGCAGUCGCCCCCUGGCGCCUACCCGGACAUGUACGCGCCCGAUGCCCAGGCGGAGCACUACUGGUACGCCGGCGCGCCGCCGUCGGUCGUCUCGUCGGGCCACACGCUCACCUAUGAUCCCUACACGGCCGCUGGCGCUGCUGGCGCGCACGCUGGGAGCACCCCCUACAGUGGCGCGGGUGGUGGAUACAGGGGCGAGGAGGCGCCCAGCUACUUUGGCGUCUCGGCCCCGCACCACCAUCCGGGCGCUGCACCACCGGCGAGCUCGCACCAUCACCACCACGGCCGUGCAGGCGAGGCGCUGCCCAACUUUCCCCAGUGGAGCCGGACGUGGUACGGCGGGCACCUCUCGGCCGACGGCCACGCCUACACCACCGUCCCGCCCCGGCCAGGCUCGGGCACGGGCUGGGAGUCAGAGACGAUGACGCGGUCCGGCGGCGGCGGCGGUGGUGCACAACACCACAUCUACGGCCGCACGGGGGGAAUCAGCGAUCCGGUCAAGGAGGAGCGCAUGCGCAUGCUCGAAAAGGAGUUUGGCAAGCCCAAGAUCCGCCAUGGCGGCGGCGACGACGAUGACGACGACGACAGGACGAUGCGGGGCGGCGAGGCAGGCGGGAGCGACGACGACGACGACGACGAGGCAGACCUGCCGCUGGGCAGCGUCACGUCGCGCGGCAAGCUCGUCACCGAGCGGCCCCGCUGGAUGCUUGGCGCCCGCUGGCUCAUGGGCCUCGCCGCGCUGGCGGCCUUUGCCUGCGGCAUCGGCGGCGCGCUCCUCAUCAAGCCCGACAAGAACGACGUGCCGGCGACGCGGGGCAGCGCUGCCAGCUACGUCGUCUAUGCCGCCAGCGCCAUCACGCUCGUCGCCCUCGUCUAUCUGCAUGUGUUCCGGCCCUGCUGUUGCGACCCGAUGCGGCGCCUCGUCAAGCCCGGCGCCGGUGGUGGGCCGGGUGGGCCAGGCGGUGCGCUUGGCGGGCUCGUCAUCCCCGUGCUCUCGGCGGCGGGCCAGACGGGCAAGAAGCAGAAGAUGCCCGGGGGUAAAAAGGGACGGAUGAUGAUGCAGCAGCAAGCGCCGCCCACGGUCAAUCUCAUCGUCGACCCGACCCUCUUGGGUGGUGGGAAAAAGUCCAGGCACGGCGGCGAUGACUCGUCGGACGACGACGACAACGCCGGCGGCUACCACGGCGAGCGACUGCCCGGCGACGCGCGUCGUAAAAAGCGUCGCAAAAACGGCCUUGGCGUCGUGGGCAACAUGCAGAUGCAGCAGCGCUGGCGCGUGGCCCGCUCGACGACGAAGCUGCUCCUCAUCUGGGACUGUGUUCUUUCGCUUGUCUGGCUCGCUGCGGCCAUUGUCGCGAUUGCCUUCCAGCCCAAGGCGGGCGCCUGCAAGCCUGGCACGGGCAACGGCUGGUGCGACUUCUACAAUGCCGCCAUUGCCUGCGGCGUCAUCUUUACCCUCACCGCCUGGUUCGCCGUCUACCUGGGCUACCGCAACCUCAAGGUGUCGAGCAAGCCACCGCGGGCGAUCUGAUGUGCGCCUGUGUGCCCGAUUUUCCUACUUACCAUCGACCCGAGCGCGUUCUCGUCGCAUUCAAAAUCCCACUCCCCGUUUCACUACUUAGCUUCGUCAUCAUCGUCAUCGUCGUCAUCGUCAUCCACAGUCAAUUCUGGCCCCGCAUUCAAACUCAUCGGCCCUGCUUCCCCCACAUUACUGCUUCCUUCCCAGUUUUCCUUACAAAGACACAUUCUAAUUGCUGCAAUACCAAAUGUUCCCUUUCGCCCC